CACGAUUUAUCUAUAAAUAAGAAAGUUGCGUUGGAUUAUUUCUCUUACUUUUAAAAAAAUGUCUUCAUUUUGCUCCAAAUCUCCCGCCAUUUCCAACUGUUCAAACGAUGAAUAUUCUAAUUCGAGUCUUCCAGUUCGAGAAAUCCCAGGUGACUAUGGUUUCCCAUUCUUGGGAGCCAUUAAAGAUAGAUAUGACUAUUUCUACAACCUCGGAACAGACGAAUUCUUCCGUACAAAAUCUCAAAAAUAUAAUUCUACUGUAUUCAAAACGAACAUGCCACCAGGUCCAUUCAUCGCUAAAAACUCCAAAGUCAUCGCUCUUCUUGAUUCCAAAACAUUUCCCAUACUUUUCGACAAUUCAAAAGUCGAAAAAAAGAACGUUCUUGAUGGCACCUACAUGCCAUCAACUGAUUUCUUUGGUGGAUAUCGUCCUUGUGCAUUUCUCGAUCCAUCGGAACCAAAACAUGCAAGACUUAAAGGGUUCUAUUUAUCUAUAAUCUCAAAAUAUCAUACACAAUCCAUUCCUAUAUUUGAAACCUCUGUUUCUGCCCUGUUUCAAAAUCUUGAAAAUGAAAUUUCUAAAAAUGGAAAAGCGAAUUUCAACGACAUUAGCGAUGCAAUGUCGUUUGAUUUUGUUUUUCGUUUGUUGUGUGAUAAGACAACAAGAAAUGUUGGACCAAAAUAUUUUGAUAAAUGGAUGUUGCCUCAGUUGGUUCCAUUGGUUACUCUUGGGCUAAAAUUUGUGCCUAAUUUUCUGGAAGAUUUAAUAUUGCAUACUUUUCCAUUACCGUUUUGUUUAGUGAAAUCGAAUUACCAGAAGCUUUACGAUGCUUUUAGCGAGCAUGCUGGAAGUAUACUGAAUGAAAUUGAGAAGAGUGGGAUCAAGAGAGAUGAAGCUUGCCACAACUUAGUUUUUCUUGCAGGGUUCAAUGCUUAUGGUGGGAUGAAAGUUUUGUUUCCAUCACUGAUCAAGUGGGUCGCCAGUGUAGGUAAGAGUUUACACCCUCGGCUAGCAAAUGAAAUCAGGACGAUCAUCAAGGAAGAAGGUGGGUCCAUCACUCUAUCAGCAAUCAACAAGAUGAGUUUGGUUAAAUCAACGGUGUAUGAAGUGUUGAGAAUUGAACCACCAAUUCCGUUCCAGUACGGUAAGGCCAAAGAAGAUAUCAUGGUCCAAAGUCAUGAUUCAAAUUUUUUGAUUAAAAAAGGUGAAAUGAUAUUUGGAUAUCAAACAUUUGCAACAAAAGAUGCAAAGAUAUUUGAAAAUCCAGAAGAGUUUAUUGCAGAGAGAUUUAUGGGCAGUGAAGGAGAAAAAUUGUUAAAAUAUGUUUAUUGGUCAAAUGCAAGAGAGACCGAUGAUCCAACGGUCGAUAACAAACAAUGCCCCGCGAAAGAUCUGGUCGUGCUGUUGUGCAGGUUGUUGUUGGUGGAAUUUUUCAUGCGUUACGACACAUUUACUGUGGAGUCAAGAAAAUACUUAGCUGGAUCAUCAGUAACGUUCAAGACUCUGGACAAAAAAACGACAUGAAUUAUUCGAUCU
Solanum pennellii is the source of this 1537-nucleotide messenger RNA. RefSeq names its product 9-divinyl ether synthase-like. Lineage: Eukaryota; Viridiplantae; Streptophyta; Magnoliopsida; Solanales; Solanaceae. The record is from RefSeq and is marked provisional. Gene Ontology annotation, biological process: sterol metabolic process. Gene Ontology annotation, molecular function: oxidoreductase activity, acting on paired donors, with incorporation or reduction of molecular oxygen; iron ion binding; heme binding.